Rotaria sp. Silwood2 is the source of this 894-nucleotide messenger RNA. The record is from the annotation of a GenBank genome assembly. Lineage: Eukaryota; Metazoa; Rotifera; Eurotatoria; Philodinida; Philodinidae.
AUGUGCGCAAAACAAUAUCCACAAAUACAACAAGAACCACCACCAUAUCAAAAUAAUAUGAAUGCUAAUCAACAACCACUGAAUUAUUACCGGCCAGCUGAAGAACGUAUGGUUGAUUUUCAACAACUUGUUGCUCAUUAUGAAAUCAACCAUACAUUUGCGACAAAAUUACGUGUACUUGAAGGCUAUGAAAUAGUAUUUAUCUGUGACGAUUCAGGCGAUCUUUCUGGUCCUUUUGAUAAAAAACCAUCUCGAUGGGAUGAAUUAAAACAAACCGUAUCAAUUAUUGUUGACCUAGCUAGUGUUUUUGAUCCAGAUGGUGUUGAUAUUUAUUUUCUUAAUCGUGAACCUGUAUUUCACGUUCGUAAUUCAGAACAAUUGGUCCCUGUCUUUGCUGUUCCACCAUCUGGUCCCACUCCGAUUGUUCCAGUUUUUCGACGUGUACUUCGUGAUAAACAACAUGAAAUAGAAGAACGUAAAUUACUAAUACUUUUAGCAACGGAUGGUGUACCAACAGAUGAUCAAGGUAAUCGAGAUAUUCGUUCAUUUAAACAUGUUCUUAAAGAAGAACGUAAACCAACAAAUCGUAUUCCUGUAACAAUUAUUGCUUGUACAGAUGAAGACGAUUGUAUUAAAUAUUUAAAUGAUUGGGAUAGGAAGAUCCCUAAUCUUGAUGUUGUUGAUGAUUAUAGAAAUGAAAAAAAAGAAAUUCAAGCACGUCAAGGAAAAGAUUUUCCAUUUAGUUUUGGUGAUUAUGUGGUUAAAAUACUAAUGGGUGGCGUUGAUAGUUGGUUUGAUGAUUUAGAUGAAAAAAAAGUUUCCCCAGAUGGUUAUGGGCGAUCGAAUAAAGAUUAUGGUCGUAAACGAAAAAAACGACGAUGUACUAUUUUAUAG